AUGCGAGUACCUAAAGCUGCCAUAUGGCCUUCACCAUCCGACGACCUAUCCAACUCCGAGCUGCGUGCACUCACGGAUGGGCAUGCCUCUGCAAAAGUACUUCGGACGCUAAUGGUUGCCAACAAAGGGGAUUUACUGCGAUGGGGGAAGUCGCAACAAUUCAUCCACUUCUGCAAGACUCGGCUUGGACUCAAGAUUCAACCGCUUGAUUCAUACAAUAAUUCUCUCGUCGAUGCCAUCAUCCUCAGAGAUAAUGCAACCCACGGUACGAACAAUGGCCUCUCCUACUAUUCACUUGGGGCAAAUAUCCCAAUCAAUGAGGCCACUGAAAGCCUCCAUAGAUGGGCACAAUAUGAGCUUGCUCAUGUCGGCGGCUUUAUUGGCUCGGGGGUUGAGUCUUCCGAUCCCAUAGCUCCAUCCAAGGUAUUUCAUUGCAGUCCAUGCCACUUUCGAACUCUUCAACUGACAAUAUAUCUAAUUAAGACUCCAAAGUCUUCCAUUGAAAAUGACCUCAACAUAUUCGACAUUGAAGACCUCCUUAAGUCUCAAGGUUCGCGUUCCACACUCCUGCUUUUGGUCAACGCCAAUGAGGACGAUGUAACGCGAUGGAUUUUGGUGCCAAUGUUCCAGAACUUUUGCGUUAAAGUGUUUCAGAUGCGUCAAUCUAUUGACUUACCGGACUAUGUCCGCGGAACUGUACAGCCAAGGAGCUCUAUCGAGCUGUCUCUCGAUUUUGUCAAUGACGCAUCUAUUCCAGAAGGGUCCCCUCCCGACACUCCCUUCCUGGCCGGUCCAUUGGCUGGCAAGUCUGUCACUUUGAUCUUGGCUCAUCUUCAAAGUUACGCCCAGAGACUUCUCGACAUCACCAAAAUUCCAAUCCGACUCGAAGGGAAAACAAUCGCUUGGUGGCUUGUUGAGGCCUGGCCCUCUAUCAAUGUCAAUGAGCCCGUUUCUAUGUACGCACUCCCAGUUCAUCAACCGGUAAUUCCUCAAGACGUGCAGGACCGAAUCGUGGAAUGGGGUCAAGACUACAGCCUGGAGACAUUGGCCGGCGUGCUAGAGUGCGAGAGAGUAUUGGAAAACCGGAUGUCGAUGAAUGGAUUCAAGUUGAACAUCAAAAUGCCCAACAAGGUCUUGACCUUCAUCAAAGAUCGUUUCAGUCAGAUGGCCAUUGAGACCACGUCUGGUAGCAUAUCAACGGGUUGUUUCAUGGAUGAGAAUUUCUUUUUACCCCUCGUCCGUCAAGCCUCUCGUGGGGAGAUUGAGGAUGGCGAGACAGUCCGCUUCGACUUUGUCAAUGAACACGUCGUCUUGCAUUCUAACCAUGAUGUCAACUCACAUUACAUCAUCGGCUCAGGGGUCGCAGUGGAUGGUGGCACCAGUGUUGCUAUGUAA
Molecule: messenger RNA, 1395 nt
Organism: Fusarium fujikuroi IMI 58289
Lineage: Eukaryota; Fungi; Ascomycota; Sordariomycetes; Hypocreales; Nectriaceae
Exons: 1
Coding region: 1-1395 (464 amino acids)
Source: RefSeq, a predicted model, not a curated record